Molecule: messenger RNA, 450 nt
Organism: Penicillium chermesinum
Lineage: Eukaryota; Fungi; Ascomycota; Eurotiomycetes; Eurotiales; Aspergillaceae
Exons: 1
Coding region: 1-450 (149 amino acids)
Source: RefSeq, a predicted model, not a curated record
AUGCUGACGAGAGGAAGUGCAUUGCUGAAACUCUAUGAACAUCAUUCCUGCGAUCCAUUCUCUGCAGGUGCUCGAGACAUUGAGCCAGAGUUACUCUCGCGUAUACGACAAUGCAUGCAAUAUAGCGUUGACAUGAUCAAGAAGAUCUGCGGUCGUGUUGUGGAAAUGCUCUACGAUUUCGGCCAGCUGCAAGAGUCCGUCAGGGCAGAAGUUUCGCCUCUAACUUUGCACUGUAUCUAUACAUGUGCCGCUACUUUCGCCUGGCUGUACGCGGGCACGAACGAUCCACAAUGGGCUGCUGGGAAAGUCGUUUGCGAGAAUCAGCUUCGCUUUUUGAACUCUCGCUGGAAAGUUGCGGGUAAGCCGCCAGUCUUAUUUUCUUUCAUUGGCCCGGCGCGACUGACAAUUCGCAGGCGUCUACCUAGAAAUGCUCCGCAUCUCGGACCUUGA